Messenger RNA from Tricharina praecox, 1110 nucleotides. RefSeq lists its product as uncharacterized. Lineage: Eukaryota; Fungi; Ascomycota; Pezizomycetes; Pezizales; Pyronemataceae. The transcript has 3 exons. The record is from RefSeq and is a predicted model, not a curated record. Bases 1 to 1110 code for a protein of 369 amino acids.
AUGGUCUCCUCCGGAUCCGCACUCUCGGCUUGCAUCAUGCUGCUACUCGGCAGCUUUGCGUUCGCCCGCGACAUGGACGAGAACACCGGCUACGUCACGAAAGUGCUGCACAACAACGAGAACGGUGGAAUCGACAUGUGGCGUGCUCCUGCUGCCACCUUGACUACUGCUGCUGCGGCGGCGGUUGACAGACGGAAUCCGAUGCCAAGUUCUGCUUCUUCUUCUUCAGCGUAUGAUCCGACGUUGGUCUCCCUUCUAUUCGCCAAGAAGCAGUGGGUUUUCUGUAAAGCCUACAUUAACCUACAUCCGACGGUGACGGAAACGGUCACCAAGACCACAUGCGGUGAUGGACCGGAGUGUAGUCCUACCACAGUGACUUCGGUGGUCGGUCUGACGCUCGAGACUACGGCUAUCGUGACAGACCCACCUCUGACUGUCACCAUCGAGCCGGUAUCAACAAUCACGACUACAGUGACCGAAACCGUUGCGAACCCCACGCUCACCUCCACCGUCGGCACGCCGCUCGUAACGGCCGCGGCCCGAAAACGCAAUGUCAGUCCACCGGCCUUUCUCAGCAGCUACGCGCCAGCCGCAAUCUCGGCGGCAUGUUCACAGCUAGUCAAGCACGUCAUCCACACCACAACAAAGACACAAACGCUGACUGUCACGGCCUUUCCCGGGACAGCGGCUCUCACAGAGACGCAGACAGCGACCACCACCGUUCUUACGACGACCACGCCGCUAGCCACCGUCACUGAUGCCGCAUCCACCACCACCGUCACCGAGACCGAAACCAGCACGACCAUCAGCACCGUUUGCCCGGCGCAACAGACCGCAGCCGGAAUGACAGCCGCAGGUGGCAUGGACGUGCUCAAGGACCAGGCGGACGUAGUCGCGUGCUGCUCCGCGUGCUACGACUCCGCCGCCGGCUGCAGUGGCUGGUACUUCUACGCGCCCCUGGGGUUCUGCACGCUCGCGUCAGCGUCGGAGUCGACCGAUCCGUCCGCGCAAUGUCCGUCCGGACUUGGAUCGGUGGGGAUUCUCCCCGGAACCGUCACUGACGAUGGAUUUGGCGGUCUGGGUCCUUGUUUCGGCGGAGGCCAGGUUUAG